AUGGCGCUCUUUGUCGACCGCCGCUCUGGGUCGGCCGUCACGGCCAAGCUCAAGGAGGUCUCGUCGCCGCUCCCGUCUGGAUAUCCGAUCUACGAGCUCGACGACUCGGACGCGACCUCGACCUGCUCGAGCGACUUUGGCUCGGACGACGACGACGCCUCGUUCGCCGACGCCCUCGAGGAGCAGCCGGCACCGCGUGACCCGCUCGUCGUGCCCGAGGAGGUUCUCGAGAUCGUGUUUCGAGCGACGCAGCGGUGGGUCGACGACUCGGAGACGCUCAAGAGCGCGGCGCUCGUGUGCAGGUCGUGGUCGACGCCGGCGAGGAGAAUCCUCUUCAGCCAGAACAUCUACAUCAACUCGCCCGAGGCGGUCAAGCGUCUUCGGCACGUCGUCGACUCGCGCCCAGAGCUGCGCAGCGCCAUGCAGCACUUCGACCUCGCCAACCCGUGCAGCACGUACGACAUCCGCCUCAACGAGACGUUCCGCCGGGCGGCCGGCAUCCUGCGCCUCGCGCUCUGCGUCAAGACGCUCAACCUCCUGCACGUCCCGCUCAGCGACAAGACUCGCCGCAAGUUCUUCGGCGCGCUGCGCGCACUCCCGAUGGAGGAGGUCCGCCUGUACGCCGCCGCGAGCCCGAGUUACGGCCCGUUCGGCCCGCGGCGGCGGUUGCGCGGUACGGCCGACGUCGACGUUCUGCCCGGCCUGCUGCAGCAGUGGUCGACGCUGCGGUCGCUCACCCUGUCGGGCUACUCGACGUACCCGCGCUUGUUCUCCGGCGCGCUCCUCCUGCGCCCGGUCCCGCCCAUGCCGACGUACCGCCUCGUCGAGCUCAACCUCGUUUCGACCGACCUGAGCGGCGCGACGCUCCUGUGGCUCCUCGGCGACUCGCUGGCGUCCCUGCGCGUCCUCAACCUGUCGACGUGCACCGGCCUCACCAAGGACGUCCUCGAGCACGUGUGCGCGUUCGUCGGCCCGACCCUCGAGUGCCUGUACCUCGCCCUCGACCUCGACGACCUCGACCCGGCGUCGGCGUCCGCCCCGCUCGACAGCGCCAUCCUCGCCCCGCUCGUCAACCUCGCGUCGUUCACCCUCAGCAGCGACACCCUGUUCCCCGACACCCUCCUCGUCCAGCUCGUCGCCCUCCCGUCCCUCUCACUCAUCACCCUGUGCUGCCCCUCGUUCUCGCACGACAUCGUCAAGCGCGCCGUCGCGACGCUCCCGGCGCCGUCGGCCUCGUCGUCGUCGUCGUCGGGGAGCGCGGGCGGCGCCCGCCGCAGGAGGCUCGAGCAGCUCACGCUCGAUGCGUGGGAGCUUCAGGCGCUGUGGAGCGAGGAGGAGCGGUGGGAGGUGCUCCAAGCUUGCGAGGACAAGGGCGUGCAGGUCGUCAUCAACGGGCUCGCGCGCGAGGACAUCGAGGACGAGUGGUACGGCGAGGACAUGACGGACGCGUGGCACGCGCUCGAGGACCUCGGCCGUUCGUCAACGGCGAGCGACUCGAGCUGGAGCUCGCGGUGGGGCCGAGGGAGCGUCGACGCGCUCGGUCGGCGCGCGAGGUGAGAGGCUCGGGAGGUGUUUCCAGGUUGCGCUCGUUCGCGGCGGUCGUCGUCGUCGUCCCCUUUGUAGCUGCCUCUGCUUCCGCCAUCGUGCUCUCUGCGGCGCGUCAACUUGUCGUUGUUCCUCGUC
This is a messenger RNA of Rhodotorula graminis WP1, 1683 nucleotides long. RefSeq lists its product as uncharacterized. The transcript has 5 exons. Lineage: Eukaryota; Fungi; Basidiomycota; Microbotryomycetes; Sporidiobolales; Sporidiobolaceae. The record is from RefSeq and is a predicted model, not a curated record. The coding region runs from base 1 to 1557 and encodes 518 amino acids.